AGUACCGGAUAAAAAGCCGCAGCACGCGAGGGGUAUUAGGCUUGUAUUAGGAGGAGAACAAUUCAUUCCAUAACACAUUAUCUGAGUAUUUUAGAUAUAAAUACGAAAUACGAUGGAGGAAAGAGGGAAGUUUGGUACUGGAGGAGCCGAGCGGAUCUGUUAUAUUAGCAGAGUUCAGAGUUUCAGCGCCUGUCAUCGCCUACACAGCAAAUCCCUAAGUGAUGAAGAGAAUAGGAGAGUUUUUGGAAAAUGCAACAAUCCCAAUGGUCAUGGGCACAACUACAAAGUUGAAGUGACAGUAAGAGGAAAGAUAGACCCAACCACAGGAAUGGUGAUGAAUCUUACAGAUCUUAAACAGUGCAUAGAGGAAGGCAUCAUGAAACCACUAGACCACAAGAACCUUGACCUGGAUGUGCCAUACUUUGCUAAUACUGUCAGCACCACCGAGAACCUGGCCGUGUACAUCUGGGAUAACAUGAACAAGCUUCUCCCACCCAACACGCUCUACGAGAUCAAGGUGCACGAGACGGACAAGAACGUGGUCGUGUAUCGAGGGGAGUAGACUGUUGUAUGGAGUGUUUACUGUUGCUGGCUGUAGGGUACAGAUUAAUCUGCACACUUUAGGAUUAGAGGACCACAUAGUAUUACUGUCUGCUUUAGGAUUAGAGUGAGUCACGGAAUGAUUGGCUCAGCUGUUAACCAUGUGAGGCUGAUCCUAUUACAGUUUUUCUCAGUCGAUUUGGUUCAUUUCUCAGAUCAGAAUUGAAAUUCUCAAAACUGUUCAUUCAAUCUCCACAUCUCCUUGUCACUUGUGCAGAUCAUAAUAGCAUUUCUUAUUGUGUUUCACAUUUUGCGAAUGCUUUUGUACAUUCAUGCAAAUGGUCAUGUACAAUUGUCUGCUGUUUUUUGCAUUAUCAAUUGCUUAUGUGAUGUUUAUCAAAAUGUGUUCUACUGAUUGUCUGUUGAAUUGUCUUACCCUCCAAAACAUUUAGGCUUUGGGUCAUUGCCUAGGUCAUUACAUGCAAAAGUGCUGAACAUGUUGUCAUAAUCUCUCAGGCAUAAUUUGUACAUUUCUAUGAAACUUUUUUGGUAAAUUUUGGUAAUUUAUUUGGCUUUCGUUAAGAAGGGGAAUUUGUGAAGGUUUAGAUCAACCAAUGGUCAAACAGCUCUCAACCAUAGGUCAGAGGUACAUCUCAUGAACCUUCAAUUGACAAACAUAUAGACACAAAACAUUGCAAUGUCACAAAGUCUCACAAUGAAAAGACAAGGCUGUGUACAGGGUGAACAGCCAAGAAGAGGGGUAAGGCUGCGUGGUGGAAGGCUGAGGGGACAAAACAGAGGCAGAGCUAGGAGAGUCCAUGCCACUCUAACACCAUCAGGCAAUGGUUUGCCAUUCAUUAUAGAAUGCUGAUGGAAUUCCUCCCACCCUACUCCCCCCCACCCUACUCCCCAUUCCUGAACCCAAUUGAGGAGUUCUUCUCAGCCUGGAGAUGGAAGGUGUACGAUCACCAGCCGCACACCCAGAUGAACCUGCUGACUGCCAUGGAUGCAGCUUGUGAGGAUAUCACAGCAGAUGCCUGCAGAGGCUGGAUUAGGCACUCCAGGAGAUUCUUUCCACGCUGCAUUGCAAGGGAAGAUAUCCAGUGUGACGUGGAUGAAAACAUGUGGCCCAACAGAGAGGAGCGUCAGGAUGUAUAGAAAAGAAAGCACUAUAAUUCCUUAAGUUGUUGUCUCAGGUUGUUUUGAAUGUUUAGAGUAAGUUUCUAAUUUUGUAGUUUUUCCUCUGUGUUAUAGAGUGCUGCCAAACAGUUGUCCGUCUUUCCUGAAUUUCUAUCUGAUUUUUUUGUCAACAAAUUGCAGUGCGAACAAUACAGUAAAAGAAUAUUACUGUAUAAAUUUGAUUCCAGUCCAAUUUCUUGCUGUCAGUCUCCCACAUACAGUCAUGUGUAACUUUGUGUUCUGUGUAAGUUUGUUUUUUGUGUGUAACACGUACCAUUUCAAUUGAUAUGCCACAGAAUGUGCAGCGUUCUUGUAAUCAAAAACUAGCUAGUUUCCAUCAAAAUAUACUUAGUGUACACUGUUGCACUGACAACAUGACUAAGUAUUUUUACUGCCUUGUUCAUAGGCAAUGACACACAGACUAGACAUUCUGAUGGCACUGACAAGUUGAUUGACAUAAAUAUUUGCUUUUGAGGCACAAACAAAGAAUUGUGAGCGAGGUACGUGCUUUUGCAGGUAUUUCAUUGAGUUUACCUUUAAAAGUCUAAUUUUUUCAGGUAGCUAUGUACAGCUUGUGAAACUACAGAACGAGAUCCGUAGACUAACACUGACAGCAUUUCACACGACUAUUAAAUAAAUAAAUAAAUAUGCAAUUAUUAAA
This is a messenger RNA of Trichomycterus rosablanca, 2380 nucleotides long. RefSeq names its product 6-pyruvoyltetrahydropterin synthase (gene pts). Gene Ontology annotation, cellular component: mitochondrion. Bases 113 to 562 code for a protein of 149 amino acids. Gene Ontology annotation, biological process: tetrahydrobiopterin biosynthetic process. The record is from RefSeq and is a predicted model, not a curated record. The transcript is spliced from 6 exons. NCBI's taxonomy places the organism in Eukaryota, Metazoa, Chordata, Actinopteri, Siluriformes, Trichomycteridae. Gene Ontology annotation, molecular function: 6-pyruvoyltetrahydropterin synthase activity.